Parnassius mnemosyne (clouded apollo) is the source of this 945-nucleotide messenger RNA. Lineage: Eukaryota; Metazoa; Arthropoda; Insecta; Lepidoptera; Papilionidae. The record is from the annotation of a GenBank genome assembly.
AUGGCUUCGCCCUCAGCCACAGACUCUCCAGAAGAGGAGAGCACCGAUGUCCCCGAGGUGACGCAAGCAGAGACGAGAGCGGCCGUGUCGCGACUCCGGGCUAAGAACACAGCGCCCGGACCCGACGGAGUUCCUGGUCGAGCUCUCGUCCUGGCUCUGAAGGAGCUAGAGCCCCAGCUGAGAGGGCUCUUCACGGCAUGUCUCGAGCAGGGUCAGUUUCCCAGUGUGUGGAAGGAGGGGAGGCUGAUCCUGCUCAGGAAGGAGGGGCGCCCCGCGGACUCACCGUCCGCGUACCGGCCCAUAGUGCUGCUCGACGAGGCGGGCAAACUUCUUGAGCGUAUCAUCGCAGAUCGCCUCGUCGGCCACUUGUGCAGAGAGGGGCCGGAGCUGGACGAGAACCAGUUUGGUUUUCGUCGCGGGCGCUCCACCAUAGACGCUAUUACGCGCGUGAGGGCCCUGGCGGAGGAGACAGUAUCCCGGGGUGGGGUGGUGCUGGCGGUGUCUUUAGACAUCUGCAACGCCUUCAACACCCUACCCUGGAGUUGUAUUCGGGAGGCACUGAAUUACCAUCGCGUGCCUCCCUACCUCCGCCGCAUAAUAGGGGCUUACCUUGAGGAGAGAUGCGUUACCUAUUGGGGACGUGACGGCGCUGGUCGGCGCGUCAUGUCGUGCGGUGUUCCGCAGGGAUCGGUCUUGGGACCGCUCCUGUGGAACAUCGGCUACGACUGGGUGCUGAGAGGUGAACUCCCGUCGGGCGCCGACUUGACGUGUUAUGCGGACGACACGCUCGUCACUGCCCGGGGGAGUUCGCACAGGGAAGCAGCGUUGGUUGCCACGGCUGCGGUGUCACAAAUAGCGCCCGAGGCUGUGCGGAAAUGUUUCUCGAACUCUACGUUAAAUGGGGUGUCUGUAUCGCUAUGGCCAAAAUUACCUCAAAUGGGGUAA